ACAAAAAAUCAUUUGCAAAAACAAAAAAAUUAUUAUUUGUGAAGAACAAAAUGGAUAAUGAUGGUGGUGGGAGCUCAUCAGGCAAUGAACAAUACACUUCGGGAGACGCCAAGCAAAACGGGAAGAGGACUUGUCAUCGCCACACCCCUCAACAGAUCCAAAGACUUGAAGCUUAUUUCAAGGAGUGUCCUCAUCCAGACGAAACACAACGAAGACAAUUAUGUCAAGAGCUGAAACUCGAGGCUGACCAAAUCAAAUUUUGGUUUCAGAACAAAAGAACUCAGAGCAAAACUCAAGACGAAAGAUCCACUAACAUAUUACUUCGUGGAGAAAACGAGGCUCUCCAAAGUGAGAACGAAGCAAUGCUCGAUGCUUUAAGAAAUGUGAUCUGUCCAGCUUGUGGAGGCCCUCCUUUUGGCAGAGAAGGACGCGAACACAAUCUCCAACUUCUGCGUUUCGAAAACGCCCGCCUUAAAGAGAACCGUGACAGACUCUCCACUUUUGUAAACAAUCACAUGCCCAAUGAACCAACCGUGGGGGACUCAUUAGCUUAUGUUCCUAGCCAUCAAAUCUUUGAUGGCAUCUCGUACGGAAUUAACGGAAGCAACAGAUACGAGCCAUCUAGCUCAUAUGGACCACAACCUUCUCAAAUCAUCCAACCACGACCACUAUCCGAAACGGAUAUAAGCCUGUUGUCUGAAAUCGCCGCAAGUGCGGUUGAAGAGCUCAAGCGGCUGUUUUUGACUGAGGAACAAUUUUGGGUUAAGUCGUGUAUCGACGGGACUUAUGUGAUUGAUACAGAGAGCUAUGAGAAGUUCUCGCAUGCUGUCAAACAUUUCAGCAGUACUACUGCUCAUGUCGAGUCAUCCAAAGAUGUUACGGUGGUUCCUAUUGAAGCAAUAAACUUGGUCGAAAUGUUCUUAGAUUCGGAAAAAUGGAAAGAGCUUUUUCCAACGAUUGUGAACAAGGCCAAGACGAUUCAUGUGCUCGGAUCGGGGCUUCCUAUAAGAGAAAACUGCAAUGUUUUGCAAGUGAUAUGGGAGCAACUACAUAUUCUGUCGCCGCUAGUGCCAGCAAGGGAGUUCAUGAUCGUCAGGUGCUGCCAAGAGAUCGAGAAAGGACUCUGGAUUAUUGCUGACGUGUCACACCGUCCUAACUUUGACUUUGUCAAUAAUGCUGCUUGUUACAAACGUCCUUCGGGUUGUCUCAUCCAAGCCUUGCCCAAUGCUCACUCCAAGGUAAUGUGGAUAGAGCAUGUGGAAGUGGACCAUAAAUUGGAUACACAUAAGAUCUAUAGAGAUCUUGUAAGUGGCGGGUCAGGCUAUGGAGCUAAGCGUUGGAUUAUCACACUUGAGAGAAUGUGUGAGAGGAUGGCUCUCUCCUCCAUCCGAACCCUUCCUCCAAGUGACUGGAGCGAUGUCAUAUCGACAGGAGAAGCAAGAAGGAGUGUAAUGAAAUUAGGUGAGAGAAUAGUAAAGAAUUUCAACGAAAUGUUGACCAUGUCCGGAAAAGUUGACUUUCCGCAGCAGUCGAAAAAUGGAGUGAGAGUCUCGAUUCGGAUGAACAAUGAGGCCGGUCAACCACCCGGUAUCGUUGUCAGUGCUUCGUCUUCUCUCUCAAUCCCUCUCACUCCUUUGCAAGUCUUCGUUUUCCUUCAAAACCUCGACACUCGUCAACAGUGGGAUAUUCUUUCCUAUGGAACCGUAGUCAAUGAGAUCGCUCGCAUUGCCACCGGAUCAAGUGAAACCAACUGCUUAACCAUCCUCCGGCCAAUGCAAGAAGAGAAUAAUGACAAGCUGGUGGCAGAAGACUCAAGCAAGGAUGAUAUUUUGAUGCUGCAAGAUUGCUACAUGGACGCCUUGGGAGGCAUGAUCGUGUACGCUCCUAUGGACAUGGCUACAAUGGAUUUCGCUGUCUCCGACGAAGUAGACCCUUCCCAUAUCCCAAUCCUUCCUUCUGGUUUCAUCAUCUCAAGCGACGGCAGGCGAUCCACUGUGGAGGACGGUGGAACCUUACUCACGGUGGCCUUUCAGAUCCUUGUCUCUGGAAACGCCCCUAGGUCGAGAGAGGUGAAUGAGAAGUCGGUGGACACAGUGAGUAGUUUGAUCAGCUCCACUGUUCAAAGGAUCAAAGGUUUACUCAAUUGUCCUCAAUGUUGAGUGAGGGAAUAUGCUGUGGAAGAUUCUCUUUUGUUUUCUUUUUGUUUUGUUUUGUUUUGUUUGAGAUAUUUAUAUCGGGGAUUUUAUGACUUCGAUUGGUUGUGAUGGUUUUAUGGACAUGAGCUUUAAGAUAUUUCCGAUCGGUAAGAUUACAGACCGAUUGAUGAAAGUAAUAAAACAACCCAUUUUUA
Arabidopsis arenosa is the source of this 2350-nucleotide messenger RNA. The record is from the annotation of a GenBank genome assembly. NCBI's taxonomy places the organism in Eukaryota, Viridiplantae, Streptophyta, Magnoliopsida, Brassicales, Brassicaceae.